AUGGCGCCUUUCCUCGCAGGUAGCUCGGAGACCAAUGGCAGCAGCCACGAAGCAUACCUAAAAGCACCCGACUUUCAAAAGUUCGACCAUCCACCUCGCGUUAUGGUCAUCGGUGCAGGUAGCCGUGGCACAGCCUACGCCGAGGCUGCUUUGGAAGGCACCAACGCUAUCAUCGCGGCUGUGUGCGAGCCGACACACUCGAAACGCGAGGCUUUCGGCAAGAGAUUCAUAUGGCAUGGGAAAUUGCCCGCACAGCCUGGUGAACACUUCUCCACUUGGCAGCAAUGGGUUGAGUGGGAGGAAGAAAACAGGCAGUGCGAAGCUCACGGGGAGGGCGGCCCAACAAUCGACGUGGUGUUCGUCUGCGUGCUCGAUGAGAUGCACGAGGAAGUCGUGCGCGGCAUUGCGCAUUUGGGAGUGCACAUCUGCUGUGAGAAGCCAUUGAGUACGCGACUCGACAGUUGCAUGAGAAUGUACAAGGCACUUAACGAUGCGAAGAAGAGCACUGUCGCAGCAGGAAACAGAGAGCCGGUCUUCGGGAUAUGCCACGUGCUUCGAUACUCACCCCACAACAUGCUUUUGCGACAUUUGGUACGGGACAAGAACGUUAUCGGAGACAUUCUCAGCAUCGAGCAUUGCGAGCCUGUGGGCUGGUGGCACUUCAGCCAUAGCUAUGUUCGCGGCAACUGGCGCAAAGAGUCAACUUCUGCCCCUUCCCUACUUACGAAGUCCUGCCAUGACAUCGAUUUCCUCAUGUGGAUGCUCUGUACGCCCAGUCUUUCUACAUCUCCACCUCACCUUCCAUCAUCCAUAACUUCUGCAGGAUCGCUCAAGUAUUUCCGCAAGUCACGCAAGCCAGCCGAAGCAGGUAGCGCGACCAACUGCCUCUCCUGCGCGUACGAACCAUCGUGCUCCUACAGCGCGAAGAAGAUCUAUCUCGAGAACCAGCUCGCGCAAGGCAACGCGGAUUGGCCCGUGAAGAUCGUGAACCCAGAAAUCGAAGACCUCUACAAGACCAAGGGCGUCGAAGCCGCCUCAGACCAACUCCUGACCAAUCUGGCCGAAGACUACGACUCCACCACUCCGCUUGAAGUCAGGAACAAGAGAAACUACUUCGGCCGCUGCGUCUGGGAGUCCGACAACGACGUCUGCGAUGACCAAGUCGUCACACUUACCUGGGACGAUGAUGGUGAAGAUGCCAGCAGAGGCGCGAAGACAGCGCUGUUUCACAUGAUCGCGCAUACUGAGAAGCAGUGUGAGAGGAGAGGCAGAAUCUACGGCACGAAAGGAGAGAUCGAGUAUGACAGCACGACGAUCAGCGUUCAUGACUUUGCAUCCAAGAAGACUACGAAGCAUGUCCCGCAUGCUGCGGGUGGUGGGCAUGGAGGUGGUGACGCGGGACUGGUGAGGCAGUUUCUCAUGGCUGUCGAUGCUGUUGAGGAGGGGGAGAUGAGCACGCACGAGGCGCAGAGGACUUUCUUGGGCUGCGAUCUUGAGGAAGCGUUCAGAAGUCACGCCGUUGUCUUCGCAGCAGAAGAUGCCAGGACGAAGAAACAGGUAGUGGACUGGGGAGCGUGGUGGAAAGAGCACGUCGAGAGUAAAGUGGCCUGA
Messenger RNA from Didymella exigua CBS 183.55, 1611 nucleotides. Its product is annotated as NAD(P)-binding protein. Bases 1 to 1611 code for a protein of 536 amino acids. Gene Ontology annotation, molecular function: nucleotide binding. The transcript has 2 exons. NCBI's taxonomy places the organism in Eukaryota, Fungi, Ascomycota, Dothideomycetes, Pleosporales, Didymellaceae. The record is from RefSeq and is a predicted model, not a curated record.